AUUACCUAACGUAAACAUACUUACAUACAUAUUAAUGUAUUAUUAUUCUGUCUUGUGGACAAUCCGACAAUUAAUUCGAAGCGUCAAUGCGUCAUGUGUACCAGAAUUGUUCACAUUGAGCGACGGACGCGAUUUUUAAUAUUAUAAAAAACCCCCGUUUAAUUAUUUCGUUCGUAAUCAAUAUAUUAUACAUGUACAUAUAUUUAUGAAUAUUUUUAUGUGUAUAUCGAUAUCGGCUGUAGUUUUGUUGUAUUUUAUAAUAUUAUUUGGCGUUGCGCUGCUCAAAUAACUGAUGACGAUAACAUAACGAUGCUAUAUAGUGUUCGAUCACAAUAUUAAAGAUACAAAAAUAUAAUAAUAAUAUUAUUAUCACAUUCACCGUUCCUAGUAUAAAAAUUCAUUGUGCACAGCAGCUUCGCGAACGAUGAUCCUUCACGACGGAAUGAUGAUUGACGAUGGGUCAUCGUACCAGCAAAAAAUGUUCGACAGGGCAGCCGUUCUAUUACAGAAGUUCCCAUUCCGGUUCCUCAACAGAGUUUCCAGGGAGAGCACCGAGCGGACCGGAAACUCACGCAAAAUGGCGUUUUACUACUCGAAACGUUUCCCAAACAUGUGUACGAGCUCCUCUUUCUACGACGACAUCAUGAAUAUCGCCGAAAUGCACGUGAAUUAUUACAAAUCCCGUUGGUUUGAUUUUGGUGAACUAUAUUCAGAGCCAUCUUUCAAUGAAUCUACAGUUCCAUGGACUAAUCGUCCAGUAUUACGACCAAAUCAUACACAAAAUACAUUUGUUCAUAGUGUCAAUUACAAUUACAAUAACAAUCAGAGGGAUUUAACAAAUAGUCAUACUCUUAAAGUUCAACUACCCAAUAAACUAGUCACCAUUCUAGUACCCACACCUAGUUCUGUUGAAUCGUUUUCAGCAUCUAGUUCACCAUUAGAUUUUGAAGAGCCUAUUACGCCUAUUAAAAUAAUGUCUAAAAAUAACAAUGAUUUUAAAAAGUCACCUGAAGAGAAUAAUAAUAAAAUACAAGUCAUCGAAAACGAUGAUGAUACUAAAAGUAGCAGCAUUGACUCAGAUAGUUCUAUGUCUGAUACUAUUGAUGAAAAGACUGUAUCAUAUGCAGAAAUUAUCAAACAUUCCAAACCUACAAAACCAAAACAAUCUGAAAAGCCUGAUUAUAAUAUUAUUGAAGAAUCUAGAAAAGAAUCUAUUAAAUCUAAUAGAAUUCCGCCAUCUAAAAAAAUAUCAAUUAAGCUGCCUGAUGCUCCAUUUCUACCAAAUAACCAACAUUGUGCAUUUUGUAAAAACAAUGGCGAAGAAGAAUCAGUUUAUAGAACACAUUUUGUUAAAGAUGAACUAGGAAAUGUGAAGUGUCCAUUUUUAUCAAGGUACACCUGUCCACAUUGUAAAGCAACUGGGACUAAAGCUCACACUAUUAGUAGAUGUCCAUUAAGUAAUAAAAAUAGAAUUAAUAAAUUUAAUAAACAACAGUGAUAAAACAUCAUUAAUUAUUAACAUUGUUUUAAUAUAUAUAUUUUUAAAUAU
Molecule: messenger RNA, 1549 nt
Organism: Myzus persicae (green peach aphid)
Lineage: Eukaryota; Metazoa; Arthropoda; Insecta; Hemiptera; Aphididae
Exons: 2
Coding region: 425-1498 (357 amino acids)
Biological process (GO): oogenesis; negative regulation of translation
Cellular component (GO): perinuclear region of cytoplasm
Molecular function (GO): zinc ion binding; mRNA binding
Source: RefSeq, a predicted model, not a curated record